AACGGCCGGUUCAGUUUGCGAGCGACACCGAUCCGCGAGAGUCGCAUGACAGCGCAACGGACCCGGGCGCGGGAAAACUUUACGUUAUGGCGGGAAAAUAGUUCUCCGACAUUUUGAAAAUAAAAAAAGGGUUGCUAGUAAUGAUUACAAAGGUUUUUUAAAGUGCAAAUAUUGAGAACUUGGACACCAUGAAAAAUUAUACCUGGAAUAAAUGGCACUUGUGGUGUUUGUUGAUGCUGUCCAUGAAGAGUGUUCAAGCAGACCGGUUCACGCUGGGGUACAUUACCGGCUCGCAGCGGAGGCCUGGAGACCUCAGCUACCAAAGGCCCGGUCGAGUCAUCUCAGGCGCAAUAUCAAUGGCAGUGGAAGAGGUGAACGAAAAAUUGCUGGGGCCGAUGGGCCACUCGUUGGACUUCAUUGUCGCGGAGACUUACGGCCAGGAAGAAGUCUCCAUCCGACAGGUGGCAGCGUUAUGGGCAGCCAAUGUGUCCGCCUUCAUCGGGCCUCAGGAGACCUGCGUACACGAGGGACGCAUGGCAGCUGCUUUUAACCUACCCAUGAUCAGCUAUUAUUGUCGUGACGUGGCGUCAUCGAACAAGCGCGUGUACGCAACGUUCGCGCGCACGCGCCCCUCUGACAUCGACAUCUCACGCUCGGUCGUGGCUGUCCUCACGCACUUCAAUUUCAUGCAUGUAGCGUUCGUGUACCUAAAGGCCCCGAACCACGACUUCUCGAGACUCGCUCUGGCCAUCAUAGCUGCUGCUAGAGAGAAGCAAAUAUCCAUUCGGACCGUUCAAGUGUAUAGACAACCUUACUACUACGAGAACAGACGGGAAAACUUCACUCGUAACCCCUUCCUGGACAUCGUUAGAGACACCUAUAAGGAUACUCGAAUUUACGUGUCGGUGGGCUAUUACCACGACCACAUCGGCCUCAUGCUAGCUCUGGAGGCUAUGCAGCUCUUGGAUUCUGGAGAAUACGCAGCAAUAGGGGUGGACGUCGACAAAUACGAGUCUGAUGAAGCAGUACGCUACUUGGCCGGUCCCCUGCGCAAGGAGCCCGCAGACAGGACCCUGAGGGCGUUCAGGUCUUACCUCGCAGUCGCCCCCUCACCGUCACCGUCAUACCCUAUCUUCGCCAAGGAAGUGAACAGACGACUUCAGAUGCCUCCGUUCAAUUUCACCAAUCCACUACUUGCGUUUGGUGGGGGGAAAGUGAUCCCGGUAGAGGCGGCCUGGCUCCACGAUGCAGUGUGGGUGUAUGCGCGUGCACUGGCCGAGGCCCUGAGUACGGGGGAAGGCGCACGCGACGGACGAGCUAUAGCCACACGGAUGAGGAACACCACCUAUCGCAGUGUUAUGGGGUACUGGAUUCACAUGGACGAAUGCGGCGACGCGGAGGGCAACUACACUCUCCUCUCCAUGGAUCCCUCUCGGCCUCCCGGACUGUAUCCUCUUGCUGUUCUGCAUAAAUCUGCUCCUGAGGUGAGAUUUCUGCGCGAAUUGAAAUGGCCUGGCGGACGGGUGCCAUUAUCGGAACCCCCGUGCGGCUUCAGAGGCGAAAAGUGUGCAAGUCACGUGGGCGCGUGGGCACUCGGCGCAUGCGGCGGUACUCUAGCCCUGUUAGUACUGGCCGCACUAGCUCUGUACCGCGGGUGGCGUUACGAGCAGGAGCUGGACUCGCUGCUCUGGAAGAUCGACUUCCGAGACCUGCACCUACCCGAGGAAGACCAGCGCAACAAACUGAAUAGCAGCGCGGUGGUGAACGUCAAUCCCUCGUCUAACACCACGACUAACUCCGAGAAAGGUGGAGCAGGCGGCAGCACAGGUGGCGUAAGGUCUAGUCAAGUGUCCCUGAGCUCGAACCCAGACCUGGACUUCCGCUACUCGGCCAUCUUCACGGAGGUGGCUUUCUACCGGGGUAGGCUGCUGGCGGUGAAGAGAGUCAGGCGACAUCACAUCGACAUCAACCGGGAGAUCAAGAAGGAACUUAAGAUUAUGCGGGACUUGCAGCAUGAUAACGUCAAUGGAUUUGUGGGCGCCUGUAUUGAGCCACCGAAUGUGUGUGCCCUGUCGGAAUACUGCACGCGUGGCAGUCUCAAGGAUAUCUUAGAAAACGAAGACAUCAAGUUAGACAACAUGUUCAUUGCGUCUCUCGUCGGCGAUAUUAUUAGGGGCAUGAUAUUCAUCCAGGAGUCUCCGAUCCAGUACCACGGGGCGCUGCGGCCGUCCAACUGCCUGGUGGACGCGCGCUGGGUGGUCAAACUCGCGGACUUCGGCCUCCGAGAGUUCAGGAGAGGAGAGUCACCACCUACCGAGCCCAAUGCCUUGCGGGCACAUGUUGAAAGUGCCAUGUCUGAACAAGGAAUUGAAAAGAGCUACGAAACUUUCGAAUCCGAAUUGUUAUUAGGUCUAGUCUACCUGUCACCCGAACUGCUCCGUUCAGCGGGUUGGGGAAUAGAUUCGUUCCCUGUAACAGAAGACGUCCGUGAUGGUUCCCCAGCCUCAGACGUAUACGCUUUUGGACUGGUGUUGUAUGAGCUCCACACGAGAAGGGGGCCUUUCGGACCUGAUGCUCCGCCCGCGCCGACACUGCUAAGGAAAAUUGCCAAGCCUGAACCAACGCCUUACAGGCCGCCUCUAGAUCCUUUAGCGGACCGUUUCGACUGCGUACGUGAAUGUUGCUGUGAAUGUUGGCUGGAAGAACCGACGGCUCGGCCGGACUUUAAGUCUGUGCGCACUAAACUUAGACCACUUCGGAAAGGAAUGAAACCAAAUAUAUUCGACAACAUGAUAGCAAUGAUGGAGAAAUACGCAAACAACUUGGAAGUAUUAGUGGACGAACGUACAGAUCAGUUGCAGGAAGAGAAAAAGAAAACAGAGGCUUUAUUAGAAGAAAUGUUACCAGCGCCAGUAGCCGACCAGCUGAAGAGAGGUCGACGGGUGUUGCCAGAGAGCUAUGAUUCUGUAACCAUCUACUUCAGUGAUAUUGUUGGCUUCACCGCCAUGUCUGCUGAGAGUACGCCGCUUCAGGUGGUAGAUUUCUUGAACGACCUGUACACGUGCUUCGAUUCUAUUUUAGAAAACUUCGACGUUUAUAAAGUUGAGACCAUCGGAGACGCGUAUAUGGUUGUGUCAGGGCUUCCGAUCCGUAACGGCAUCGAGCACGCGGGGGAAGUAGCGUCCAUGGCGCUGGCGCUUCUCUCCGCAACAAGAGUGUUUCGAGUGCGACACCGCCCCGACCACCGCCUGCUGUUACGAGUGGGGCUACAUUCCGGUCCUGUUUGUGCAGGAGUAGUAGGAUUAAAGAUGCCGAGAUAUUGCCUGUUUGGUGAUACAGUGAACACGGCGAGUCGUUUUGAGUCAACAGGCGCACCUCUCAAAAUCCACUGCAGUGCAGCAUGUAAAACAUUACUAGAUCAACUGGGUGGAUAUAUUCUGGAGGAGCGAGGAGUAGUGUCUAUGAAAGGCAAACGUGAUCAGGUGACUUACUGGCUUCGAGGGGAGGAACCGAAAGCAGCGGCGAUGCGGGCGAGGCGGCGGGCACAGAGAGACGACACCAUACAACCUCUAGUCAUGGAGAAACGCGGACAACGUAGCUCCUUGAAGAGCCGCAACUGGAAGAACCAAGUCGGAGGGUUGCAUAGGUGUUGUAGUUUAGAAUCUCCAAAGAAAUUAAGAUUCGCGUCCGGAAGCCACCUGGAAUCUCAUACAGACAGCGUGUUACAUCACAGGAGUGAUGAAUAUCUAAUGGAGGUGAUAGGCGACGGCCGUUUAGCUCCAGUGCAACGUGGCGACUUACUAGAGACUCCUUAUCUCCGGCACGAGUACACGAGCGUGUCGUGCCCCAUCAUAGAGCACGCAGAGACCGCGCCCGCGCCCCCAGCCGCCACCUCCUGCACCCCCCUGCUCCCCGAGAAGACACCCCCAGAUGAGCACACACCCCCCGACAAUCCCCCAUGUGACAUCAAACUCGUCAUCAACGGCUGCACUUACAACGAACGGGAGGCCGGCAUACCCCUCCUAGCGGACGCGUAAAUGUACUUAUCUAACCUAGUCAAUAGCUGUUACUAGAAAAGCUGCUGCGAUUGGACUCGAAGCUCAAAGUUGUAGCAUUUAUUAUCUAGUGCGGCGUUAUUUAUUGGGAGCAAUUGUUCCCUUCGGACUCGGAAAGAUACUGUAGAAUUGUAUGUGUAUGGUAUCGUUAUGUGCAUUCGCCCAAGGCGUCCUAUUCUUCCGAGUCCACCAAGCUCUCCAUUCGUCAUGAACGUGACACCAAUAGCGUUAAUGUGAUCUAUGUCAGUAUUAUUAAGAGACCUUAUUCAAUAGAAAUUAUUUAAUAACAUUAAACUCUUAUUUCACAAUUCA
This is a messenger RNA of Pectinophora gossypiella (pink bollworm), 4367 nucleotides long. RefSeq names its product guanylate cyclase 32E. Lineage: Eukaryota; Metazoa; Arthropoda; Insecta; Lepidoptera; Gelechiidae. Gene Ontology annotation, biological process: receptor guanylyl cyclase signaling pathway; intracellular signal transduction; cGMP biosynthetic process. Bases 189 to 4037 code for a protein of 1282 amino acids. The record is from RefSeq and is a predicted model, not a curated record. Gene Ontology annotation, molecular function: ATP binding; guanylate cyclase activity; peptide receptor activity. The transcript is spliced from 29 exons.